CAACUCUCACUAUAAAAAUCACAUUAAUAUUUACAAUCCCAGUGUCCUGUACAGACGUGUUCUCUACAGAUCAGUACAAGUUUACCAUUGUUUGACAACAUUAAAGUCACGUUGGCUGCCCGCAAAGUUGUGGCCGUGUGUCCUAUUUAUGCCUUCACUGAGGCUAGCUGUGUGAUUAAUUUCCGCAGACAGACAGAAGUUCGAUAAGCCGAAACGCAAGAUGGAAGACCAAGACAGAUCUGGCACGGCAGCAAAUCCUGACAAGAAAGCCGGUGUGGGUUCUCCUGUCAAGGACCCAGAACCCACGUUUUUUCAAGAAGCCAAGAUAUUUAACGACCCAGUUCAUGGUCACAUUACCAUUCACCCGCUGUGCGUCAAGAUCAUGGACACCAUACAGUUCCAGAGAUUACGCUACAUCAAGCAGCUGGGAUGCUGCUAUCAAGUCUAUCCAGGAGCUGCUCAUAAUAGGUUUGAGCAUUCGUUAGGUGUGAGUCACUUAGCGGGAACCUUUUGCAAAAAGCUUCAACAGAAACAACCGGAUCUCAAAAUAACUCCUAAAGAUGUUCUGUGUGUGCAGAUUGCUGGCCUUUGUCACGAUUUGGGCCAUGGUCCCUUUUCACAUAUGUUUGACAACGCCUUCAUUCCAGCCGUUAUUAAAGGUUCUAAAUGGAAGCAUGAGAAAGCUUCAAUGGCUAUGAUUGAUCAUCUGAUAGAGGAAAAUGAUCUGAUGAAAGACUUUGUAAAGUUUAACCUUGAGGACGAUAUCACCUUCAUCAAAGAGCUGAUAGAUGGACCACCAGAAAAUAAGGACAAUCCAUGGCCCUAUGAAGGACGACUACAAGAUCAAAGUUUCCUUUAUGAGAUCGUUGCAAAUAAGGAAAGUGGAAUCGACGUUGACAAGUGGGACUACUUCCUCCGAGAUUCUCAUAGCCUAGGCAUGAACAUCAGCUUCGACUGCCAUCGCUUAAUGGAUUUCUCUCGCGUUAUCGAAGUGAAAGGCAAGAAACAUAUCUGUUUCAGAGAUAAGGAGGAAGGUAAUUUGUACGAUAUGUUCCAUACGAGGUACCUUCUUCAUCGACGUGCCUACCAGCAUAAAGUAACUAAAAUCAUUGAAGAAAUGUAUGUGGAUGCACUUGUCAAGGCGAAUGGCCAUUAUUUGGUUGCAGGAAAGGAAGGAAAACAGAUGAAGAUGUCCGAAGCGAUUGAUGACAUGGUAGCCUACACCAAGCUGACGGAUGACGUCAUACUUCAGAUUAUGCGAUCUCCUGACGAAAAUCUCAAGGAGUCAAUAGAAAUACUGGAAAGGGCCCAGAAACGUGAGCUCUACCCAUUCAUCGGAGAGUACCAGCCCCAGUUUGACUGCAGCAAAGAGAACAUACCCAAAUGGAAAGACGCCAUAGUCAGCCUGUCGAAUCAGAAUCCGGAAGAUGGUGGCCAACAACUGACAGAGGAUCAACUGGUCAUCCAUGUUGUGAAAUUCAACUACGGUAUGGGAGACAAGAACCCAAUAGACAAAGUCCAUUUCUACUCCAAGAAGAAUGAGAUUAUCGAGUCGAAGAAGAAAACGGUUUCUCGGAUGCUUCCAGGGAGUUUUGAACAGAAGGUGAUACGGAUCUACUGUAAGUGUAAGCCGGAAGAACUACAACUACGCAAAGAAGCAACUGAAUGUGUCGAGAAAUGGUGGGAUAACGUUGUAAAGGGGCUGGAGGAGUUCACGACCGACGUGUCGAGCGAGUAACGACACCGGCACACAACUCAGUGAAGAAACCCACACAAGCUGUCUUCUAUACUAUACCGAUGCAACAAACAACUCUAGGUCAACCCUACAGGGAUCUUUGGUAAACAUGUUAUUAUUAAACUAAACGUACGUUUUUGUUACAGACCAAAAUCAAGGUGUUCGGCAUGAAGUUUUAGUGCACUGGACACCCUACUUGGUAGGCCCUACUCUCUAGGGGUAAACAAGUGAAAACACCACUCAUUAUAUUUCGGGAUGGCCCUCAAAUGGCUCUUAGGGAAGUCUG
Asterias rubens (European starfish) is the source of this 2021-nucleotide messenger RNA. Its product is annotated as deoxynucleoside triphosphate triphosphohydrolase SAMHD1-like. Gene Ontology annotation, biological process: dGTP catabolic process. Lineage: Eukaryota; Metazoa; Echinodermata; Asteroidea; Forcipulatida; Asteriidae. The transcript has 16 exons. The record is from RefSeq and is a predicted model, not a curated record. The coding region runs from base 221 to 1738 and encodes 505 amino acids. Gene Ontology annotation, molecular function: dGTPase activity. Gene Ontology annotation, cellular component: nucleus.